Molecule: messenger RNA, 1763 nt
Organism: Daldinia decipiens
Lineage: Eukaryota; Fungi; Ascomycota; Sordariomycetes; Xylariales; Hypoxylaceae
Product: P-loop containing nucleoside triphosphate hydrolase protein
Exons: 5
Coding region: 224-1111 (295 amino acids)
Biological process (GO): iron-sulfur cluster assembly; mitochondrial respiratory chain complex I assembly
Cellular component (GO): mitochondrion
Molecular function (GO): 4 iron, 4 sulfur cluster binding; ATP binding; ATP-dependent FeS chaperone activity
Source: RefSeq, a predicted model, not a curated record
AAAAAGAGCAAAAUGCAUGAAGAAUUAGAAGUCACGUAAUGCAAACCUCAUUCUUCUUCAAUGAGACUUAUUUCUCAUGCUUAUUAAUGAGUAAAUGGGUACAUGAUCAAUAUAAUUGAUAUAAUUGAUAUAAUUAAUAUUGCACUUCUUCACACAAUGUGUGGUAGUUCUCUUAUUUGAAUUACUUGGUCGAUCACUUAAGAUAUAACAAUCAUUUUAUAUAAUGGCCACCAUCCAACGCCGCUUUUUUCACCAAACCCUCCGCUAUCUCAGUCAUGAGAAUCCCCUAGGCCUACCCCGAACGGGCUCGAUCCCUCGCAUGCAGCGUGGGCUCCCAGAGCGGCGCAAGAUCAAAGAUGUCGCAAAAGUGGUCGCUGUAUCAUCUGCCAAGGGUGGUGUAGGCAAGAGUACUGUCGCCGCGAAUCUGUCUCUAGCUUUCGCAAGGAUGGGUUACCGCUCCGGGAUCCUCGACACCGAUAUCUUCGGACCCUCUAUACCUACGCUCUUCAACUUGAGCGGAGAGCCGCGGUUAUCACCUAAUAACCAAUUAUUACCCAUGUCCAAUUAUGGUGUCAAGACUAUGUCUAUGGGUUAUCUAGUUGGUGAGGAUGCGCCUGUCGUGUGGCGGGGCCUUAUGGUAAUGAAGGCCUUACAGCAACUACUUCACGAGGUUGACUGGGGUGGUCUGGACGUUCUAGUACUCGAUCUACCACCCGGCACAGGAGAUACACAACUCAGUAUUACACAGCAAAUCAUACUUGACGGCUCUAUCAUUAUAACCACGCCACAUACUCUAGCAGUAAAGGAUGCGGUAAAGGGGAUCAACAUGUUUAAAAAGAUGAAUGUGCCCUUGCUCGGCCUAGUACAAAAUAUGUCACUAUUUAAUUGCCCACACUGCCACCACGAUACGGCAGUCUUCGGAUCUGGCGAGCGUGUUAAGGAAGUUUGCACAGAAUAUUCCAUCGAUCUACUCGGCGAUAUUCCAUUGCAUCAGAAUGUCGGAGAUGACGGCCAGAAGGGGAAGCCAACCGUAGUUUCGGAGCCUGAUAGUGAGAGAGCUCAGGCCUUCAUGGAUAUUGCUAGGCUAGUAGGGUCGAAGGUGGGCUUAUAACACUUUAACUAGUUAUAGUACCUAAAGUUAUUGUACCAUGUGCCAACAAGCCACUUCGGCAUAGCCCACAUCUACGACAAGCUCGAAGCGAUAAAAUUCGGCUCCCGUCUACAUUGAGGUUGUUUUUGAUACUAAGUCGCCCAUAUUUCUACAUGUACUGACUGCGUCUGACGCACCAAGUAUCAGGGAGCGGGCCGUUUCGGUUCCUGCCAUUACGAAACUUUAGCAAAUCAGUCCAUAAUUUAGUAUUGGGGUCAUUGCGGCAGCAAAACUCUCCAUGUAAAAAUUCGUAUAUUGAUGCUCAGAGCUCGGUUACAGGAGCCGAUGCGCUAAAUAGAGCGUCUAGUCCAGGGGCUACGUUAGCAUCCAUAGAACCUAAUUAGGGACAAAGGGGAUCAAAGCCUGUAGAACCUCCAUUCCUAAUUCCGACCUUUCCAGAUGAAACGUAAACUAUACAACAUUCUACGCAACGAUGGCCACCUGUAACUGAUAUUAGUCCAAUUCCUCAUUGGCUUGGUAGAUGUGGCGGCUCCUUGUAGGAUCUUUCCGCAUAGCCUGGCCCGAGCCGGUGAAACCGACUACAAAGAAAGUUAGCUUUCAGAUUAACGCGACUAUAAUCGAAAACUGACCUCGACCGUGUACACCUUCAGGC